Messenger RNA from Lachancea dasiensis, 615 nucleotides. NCBI's taxonomy places the organism in Eukaryota, Fungi, Ascomycota, Saccharomycetes, Saccharomycetales, Saccharomycetaceae. The record is from the annotation of a GenBank genome assembly.
AUGGUUACUAAAACGGUUACCAAAACGGUUACCAAAACGGUUACCAAAACGGUUGCCAAAACGGUUACUAAAGCUGGUACCAAAGCGGGUGCGGCCCUGCUGAGCCACUGUAUAUCACUUUAUACUAUUCUGUCGCAAAACCUUGAACACCUGGCGCGGCCCCGUAAACGCACGUUUCCCCUCGCAACUACCUGUCCCAGGCGUCUGCGCCUCCGCAGCCCUCUUUCCUACACUCUCUUGGCACCCAAAAAUAGCCUCAAUAGCCUGCAAAUAUUCCAUCCGCACAAAGCUCUAUCCUUUUUCCAGCCCACGCUUGAACUGUCCGCAGUUCGAGCAUCCUCCAGCAGCCCCCGAUGCGUUUUUGCUUGGCAUGAGCGAACCCAUCCUCGCCCUUCCCGGCUCUGCUUUCCCCUGCCUGCUGAAAUUUUUUUGUGUGUCGUUAUUUGGCUGGUUUUUCGCGAUUGUUGGCCUGCACAGGUUGCCCAGAAUAGGAAGCACGCAUACUCCCACCAUCCACGUUUCUCAAGGCUAAUAACGAAAUGCUACACCGGGCCUACGCAUGAUAGUCAAAGAUUGCCAAUCACGGAAAACCUUGUGAAGCCAGCCCCAGCCUAG